AUGUCUCGCCAUCAUCCCGAUCUCGUUAUGUGUCGCAAGCAGCCCGGUAUCGCUAUCGGCCGUCUCUGCGACAAGUGCGACGGCAAAUGCCCAGUCUGCGAUUCCUACGUUCGACCUACGACCCUUGUGCGCAUUUGCGACGAGUGCAGCUUCGGAAACUACCAGAACAAGUGUGUUGUAUGCGGCGGUGAGGGCAUCUCCGACGCUUUCUACUGUUUCGAGUGCACGCGCCUCGAAAAGGAUCGUGACGGGUGCCCCAAGAUUAUAAACCUUGGUAGUUCGAGAACAGACUUAUUCUACCAAAAGAAAACGAAUCGGACAACGCAAUACUAG
Fusarium coffeatum is the source of this 333-nucleotide messenger RNA. RefSeq lists its product as uncharacterized. Gene Ontology annotation, biological process: mRNA splicing, via spliceosome. NCBI's taxonomy places the organism in Eukaryota, Fungi, Ascomycota, Sordariomycetes, Hypocreales, Nectriaceae. The record is from RefSeq and is a predicted model, not a curated record. The transcript is spliced from 3 exons. Gene Ontology annotation, cellular component: U2 snRNP; catalytic step 2 spliceosome; precatalytic spliceosome. The coding region runs from base 1 to 333 and encodes 110 amino acids.